CUCAACUCGACACCAACGACGACGCUACCAUGAAGACGCGCAUGGCCAUCGAUGAUAUCAGUGCCAUGGUCGGCUCCAUCCAGAAGAACGUCGUGAACAUGCGUGUGACAAACAUCUACGACGCAGAGGUGAACAAGACGUACAUCCUCAAGCUAGCGACCCCCGGCCUGCCGAAGGUGUUCCUGUUGCUGCAGUCCGGCAUCCGCUUCCACACGACCGCGUAUGCACGCGAGACGGCGAGUGCGCUGCCGCUUCAAUUCACCAUGAAGCUCCGCAAGCACCUUCGAGGUAAACGUCUGGCUAGCGUCACGCAAUGUGGGUCGGACCGCGUGAUUGACUUUUGCUUUGGCGACGGCGACCAGCGCCACCACUUGAUCCUGGAACUGUACGCGGCGGGAAACAUCAUCUUGACGGACCACGCGUACACGAUCCUGUCCCUUCUGCGCACCCACGCGUACGAUGAUCAGGUCAAAGUCGCCGUGAAGCAGCAGUACCCCCUCGACAAUGACUUGGUGGUCGGCAACAUUGGCGGCACGUCGUCACAGUUCUCGUCCGGUGCCGACUUGAUGUUGUUUGUCCAGCGAUACGUGCAAGAGGCCGCGUCCAAGGAGAAGAGCAAGAAGCAGUACUCGCUCAAGCAGAUCCUCUUGAGCAAAGAGUCUGGAUAUGGGAACUUUGGCCCGACGAUCGUCGAGCACUGCAUGGUAGAGGCUGGCAUCCUUCCGUCGCUCAAGGUCAAGACCGCCACGUCCCAUGUCCACGUGCCGCUCUCCAAGGCGGAAGCGCAAGCUCUUGUGGACAGCCUUCAGUCGGCGCCGACGUUGCUGGAGGAACUGAGCUCAACCCAAGUCGCCGUGCAUGCUACCGACGUCGCCGACGAUACCUCUCGCCGCCAUGGGUUUAUUGUGGUCGAUGGAGCUGGCCACUUUGAAGAGUUCACCCCAUACUUGUAUGCGCAGCACCGCGGCAAACCUAUCGUGGAAUUCCACACGUUUGACCAAGCCGUGGACGAAUACUUUUCGAAAAUCGAAGCGCAAGCCGUGGACGCCGAGAAAAAGCAAGCCGCGCACGUGGCCGAGACCAAAGUGGACAAGCUCAAGAAGCACCAGCUGGAGCAGAUGGAAGCAUUCGAGCGGACGCAGCAGGUCGCGGCUGCCCACGCUUCCUUGGUAGAGCAGAACCAGCACGACAUUGAAAACGUGCUGCUGGUUGUGCGCAGUGCGCUAGCGACCGGUAUGGACUGGAACGAUCUGGACGACUUGAUCAAGCAGGAGCAGCACAACGGCAACCCCGUCGCGACGCUCAUCCAUAAGCUAGAUCUGAGCCAGAACCGGCUGUCCGUGCUACUGUGUGACCAAGAAGCCGAGGACGAUGCGGUCGCCCACUGCAUCUCGAUCGACCUGUCGCUGUCCGCGCUGGCUAAUGCGCGGGAGCUGUACUCGAAGAAGAAGUCGGCGGUGAAGAAAGCGCUCAAGGCCAUCGACGCCACCGACUUGGCCAUCCAGCAAGCUGUCAAGAAGCACGACAAGAAGCAAGCACAGCAGCAACUCCAGCGAAAGACCAUGUACCAGCGCCGCAAAACCAUGUGGUUUGAAAAGUUUCACUGGUUUAUCACCCGGGAACAGUACCUGGUCUUGGCCGGCAAAGACAUGCAGCAAAAUGAAACCCUCGUCAAGCGCUAUUUGCGCAAUGGCGACGUUUACGUCCACGCCGAUUUGCAUGGCGCAGCUACGUGCAUCGUGCGCAACAAAGUGUCGGGCGGAAACAUCCCGGCGUCGGUGCUCGAGCAAGCGGGGUGUAUGAGUGUAUGUCGCAGCAAUGCAUGGACGAAUCAGGUGGUGGCGGGGUCAUACUGGGUUCACGCGGAUCAAGUGUCCAAGACUGCCCCCACGGGGGAGUACUUGACCACUGGCAGCUUUAUGAUCCGCGGCAAGAAGAAUUUCAUUCCCGCGUCCAGGCUCGAGAUGGGGCUCGCCAUCGUGUUCCGCAUCGAUGAAAGCUCUGUGCGAAACCAUAUUGGUGAUGAUCAAGGGUUAUUGGGGCCAGAGGAGGAGAACGACGACGACGACGACGUGACUGCAAAGGAAGUGCUGGCGAGACAACGGGACAUGAAACAAGAAGCAUUUGGGGAAGUAUCAGAAGACAGCAUUCCUGCUGCUGUAGUCGAAGGAGAUCAGGACGGUGAUGCAGUUGGCCAUGACGAUGUUGUUGCUAAAGAAGAAGAAGAGAGGACGAAGGAGGACGUCAAGACAUUUGACCACCAUCACGUCGCAGAUGAUAGGAUGGAGUCUAUCCUGGACGAACAAGAAGAGACUGUUGGUCCAGGGAAAGCAAAGCCUGGUAAUGGCAAGAAGACCCUCAGUGCCAAGGAACGUCGGGACUUGAAGAAGAAGAAAGGAACAGCUGCGGACAAAGUGGAACUACCGGAGACGAUGGCGGCGCCUGUGGCCAAAGCCCCCCCGGCACCCGUCCGCGGCAAGCAAGGCAAGCUCAAGAAGAUCAAGAAGAAGUACGCCGACCAAGAUGACGAAGAGCGACGGCUGCGCAUGGCCGCGCUCGGACACGCCGUCAUCGCCCCACCGGACGAGCGCACCAGUGUGGCGGGAGACGAGAUCGUCAUGGAAGAAGAUGAUAGCUGCACAGCCAACGACGGCGACGCAACUGGUCUUUCCACAGGAAUACCUGCAAUCGACCAAGAAAAGGAAGCGUUGUACCAGCGUCAACGCGAACGCAAGGCGCAACUGCUAGAGCAAGAAGAAGAGGAGGCGCAGAAUGCCACGUUUCUCGACACGUUCACGGGCACUCCGAUGGCGAACGACCUGCUGCUGUUUGCCAUGCCCAUGUGCGCGCCGUACUCGACGCUCGAGCGGUACACGUACAAAGUCAAGCUCACCCCCGGAACGCAAAAGAAGGGCAAAGCCGUGACAUUUGCUGUCGAUCACUUCCUGAAACUGAAACCCAAACCGACGACGACCAACGGUACUACUGAAGCCCCGGCAACCGCCAAAGAACAAGGCGGCGGCGGCGAGAAGAAGGGGGGAGAGGACGGAGGUGCGGCCGGCGCCCCCGAUGUCGACCCCCUGGAGGCGCAGAAGGAGCUCAUCAAGUGCGUGCCCGAAGCCGACCUCGUCGGGUGCAUCGUCGGGCCUGUCAAGGUAUCUGCGCCUGGACUCAACUCGGCUACGAUGAAAAAAUCCUCUUCGAAACCCAAAAAAGCCCACAAGAACAAAUCCACCAAAUAAACCCACUUUAUAUAUAUAUAUAUACUCUGGGGAAGAAUCCCAAUGUGUGGUUUUCAUCGGGAAGAAUCCCACUGCGGUGGGGUGUUAAUCGAGGGUGGGGGGACGUUGCCCAUGCCAGUUGACGGAAAUCCCGGGCCAUUUGGUCUGGAGCACGUCUUCGAUGGGGCACCCGUGGCCGCCGGUCGUGUGGGUGGUGUCCACCAUGGGGACGGAAUACCCCACGCGGUUCUUGGUGGGAAUGGUGGCCUCGAAUUGCACGCAACGGGGAAAUUUCCCCGCGCUGGCUUUCGACGCAUCCACGAGACCGUUGACAUGGUACAAUACCACUUGCUUGACCUGUUCUUGUUCGUCGUCUAGUGUCGCCCAUCGAUCCUCCACACUGGCGGUGUCGACGUCGUCCGGGAUCGCAGUACUACUACUAGUAGUAGUACU
Aphanomyces astaci is the source of this 3674-nucleotide messenger RNA. RefSeq lists its product as hypothetical. The coding region runs from base 30 to 3242 and encodes 1070 amino acids. Gene Ontology annotation, molecular function: ribosomal large subunit binding; tRNA binding. The transcript is spliced from 5 exons. Gene Ontology annotation, biological process: ribosome-associated ubiquitin-dependent protein catabolic process; rescue of stalled cytosolic ribosome. NCBI's taxonomy places the organism in Eukaryota, Oomycota, Saprolegniomycetes, Saprolegniales, Verrucalvaceae. Gene Ontology annotation, cellular component: RQC complex. The record is from RefSeq and is a predicted model, not a curated record.